AUGGACGACUACAUGUUCCGGUCGUAUGUGACCGAGUUCAAGUGCGUUCAGGAAGAGACCAGCUAUCUCGAGAUCUUCAAUUACUCGGAUCCCUCGUUCAACACCUCUGAGGAACACCGCUUCCGCUUCGAUGAGCUUCCCGAUGAGUUUGGUAACUUCUUGCACCGAAGGGCAUACGAGGAGAUGGUGCGGACCUUGCAUCUCCCGUUCCGCGCCAUCGAGGGCACAAGCGCCGUCGGUCCCUUCUUUUGGGCCGCCUUUGACCAAGACGACGAAGACCCGCAUCUACAAAUCAUCUUCCGCAAGUCCGACGUCCGCAAGAAGGGCAAGACGCGCGGGUGGGAGCUGAUGCUGUCGCACUCGUUCCGCACGCACAUCACGUCGGGGUUUGCCAAGGGGACGGCGUCGUCCGACAUGGUGGAGAGCAUCAAGCACCUGCGGGCGUGCGCGGCCCAGAUCCUGCACCCGCUGCUGCUGCCGACCAUCAUCCUCAGCCACGACCUGUCCAUGAAGAACGACCAGAAGCAGCGCAACGCCCGCCAGUGGCUGCGCGACCUCGAGACCGCCGUCAGCAUGCGCUCCGAGGUGCUCGAGGAGGAGAACAAGUACAUCCGCGGCACCAUGAUCGACCUCGACCAGAUCAACAUGGACCUCGUCGAGUGCCACUCGCAGGUGCUGUGGAAGCGGCCCCAGGCCUACCAGGAGAUCAUCAGGGGGGUCUGCCAGGCGAUGGACCGCUUCUGGGAGAAGGCGAGGGACGACGAGGCGUACGGGGGCCAAGCUGAAGGGGAUCGAGAACUACGCACACAUUACGCUCGAGCGGCUGACGAUUCAGCGGGCGGCAAAUCCAAACUCGGCCUCACCAUGGCCGGCGAGCAACGACGCCUCGCCCACGCCUCCAAGCGCGACAGCACCUCGAUGAAGAUCCUCUCCCUCCUCGGCGCCAUCUUCCUCCCCGCCACCUACCUAGCCUCCAUCUUCGGCAUGACCUUUUUCAACUUUGUCCCCCGACGGCGGCAACGACCCCCCCUCACCUCCCACCACCACCGGUACCGGCACCACCCACCCCCCCAAACACCGCAACCCCCCCACCGUGGAACCCCGUCUCCCCCCUACUAUGGAUUUAUUUCGCCAUCACCAUCCCCCGUGACGCUCAUCAUCGUGGUGUGCUGGCGGUGGUGGAACCGGCGGCGAGAGGCACAGUAUGCGAAGGAGGACCGGGACGUGGAGGAGAGGAUCGAGAAGAUGGAGGCGCAGAUCAUGGCAACGAUGAGAAAGCGGACGAUGAGCAAGAUGCGGACGUGGGAGGUGGGGAAGACGUGA
Molecule: messenger RNA, 1323 nt
Organism: Chaetomium globosum CBS 148.51
Lineage: Eukaryota; Fungi; Ascomycota; Sordariomycetes; Sordariales; Chaetomiaceae
Exons: 6
Coding region: 1-1323 (440 amino acids)
Source: RefSeq, a predicted model, not a curated record